Oncorhynchus masou masou (cherry salmon) is the source of this 2213-nucleotide messenger RNA. RefSeq names its product RAB3D, member RAS oncogene family, a (gene rab3da). Gene Ontology annotation, molecular function: GTPase activity; GTP binding; myosin V binding. NCBI's taxonomy places the organism in Eukaryota, Metazoa, Chordata, Actinopteri, Salmoniformes, Salmonidae. Bases 478 to 1152 code for a protein of 224 amino acids. The transcript has 5 exons. Gene Ontology annotation, biological process: protein localization to plasma membrane; regulation of exocytosis; protein secretion. The record is from RefSeq and is a predicted model, not a curated record. Gene Ontology annotation, cellular component: plasma membrane; synaptic vesicle; endosome.
UAUUUAGUAAUAUAGGCCUACAAUAUUUGAGUAACUGUUGUAGAGGAAAAGGUGGAGAAUCUUGUAUUUGUUUGCCUGGUUGACUAUACGUUUUCUCUGAACUGUAACAAUGUCAACUUUGUUGAACGAGAGGGAGAGAAAAUAAGUAACAAUACAUCAAAAAACAACAAUGUUGAAAUGCACAACGCGCACCCCUGUGCGCACGGCACUCGUUAACUACCUUUGAAGUUCAGCAAACGGGCAACACUACAUACAGAGGUUGUGUGAACGUGGAUUCAUCGCUGUUCUCUGUGUCGGUCUGUCGGUGACACUGGAUUAAUAUAGGGGAACUUCCGCAGCCUUCCAUAUCGCAAAAAUCUACGGAGGAGCGAGCAUGAGAUCCGGGAGUAUCGUACAGUAGGCGAGAGGAAAGAAAGACAUCGAGUUGGAACGGGAGGAGGGAGUGGACGAAAAAACGAUUCACACACUGGAUUUGAGAUGGCGCUGGCGAGCGACCCCGGUGCCGGCCAGCAGCAGACCCAGGCCCAGAAGGAUGCCGCGGACCAGAACUUUGACUACAUGUUCAAGCUGCUGAUCAUCGGCAACAGCAGCGUGGGGAAGACCAGCUUACUCUUCCGCUACGCUGAUGACUCCUUUACCUCUGCCUUCGUCUCCACCGUGGGCAUCGAUUUCAAGGUUAAGACGGUCUACCGCAACGACAAGAGGGUCAAGCUACAGAUCUGGGACACGGCGGGCCAGGAGCGUUACAGGACCAUCACCACAGCCUACUACAGAGGAGCCAUGGGCUUCCUGCUCAUGUAUGACAUCACCAACCAGGACUCCUUCUAUGCUGUGCAGGACUGGGCGACCCAGAUCAAGACGUACUCGUGGGACAACGCCCAGGUGAUCCUGGUGGGGAACAAGGCUGACCUGGAGGACGACAGGCUGGUACCAGCGGAGGACGGACAGAGACUGGCUGAUGAACUGGGGUUCCAGUUCUUUGAGGCCAGUGCCAAAGACAACAUCAACGUGAAGCAGGUGUUCGAGCGUCUCGUCGACGUCAUCUGCGAGAAGAUGAGCGAGAGCGUGAAUGGGGAGCCCAGCCCAUUGGCCAAUCACAAGGGCCCCAGCCUGCAGGACACGCCCCCAGACAAGGGUGGCUGCUCCUGCUGAUAACGCCUUAAACAUACAUACCGUAUACAUGCUCGUACACACACACACACACACACACACUGAAAAAAUUAAAUACACAACCACUCCCACACACGCUCAUUGACUUGCCAGAAAUCUAGCGUUGUGAAUGUACUUUUGGUUUUGUAUAACAUUGUUGCUACUAUCCCUAUUACUGACUGGUUCCCCAGUCUCUUGCACUCAAUUUGCUUCUAACAACAGAUUUCACAUCAGUCCUCUUGUUUAGAAUGAGCUGAUGGAAUGUAUUUUGCUAUAGGAUAAGCUUCUCGGAGUAGUGUGAAGUUUCCCCUAGACACUGAUCUUGCGUCAGUUUUAAAUUUCCCCCACUAAUGGUUAGGAUUGGGGAGGGUAAGCUGAUCCUAGAUCUGUACCUAGGGGAGACUUCAUCUGGGGACCUUCCCACAACCCAAGCCGAGCCUGAGAAACGUUGUUCAGCGCUGUAGUUCAGAUAUGUUUGAUUGUGUCUUGAUCAUACUGCCCCCAUGUGGAUAUUGAAUGUUACUGCAGCAAUAAUGGAAGCACCCACUAAUAGUGUCAAUAGCUCAGGUGGGUCUGCCUAACGUCAAUGACAACGUCGGGCCCUGAGUUUCUCCUGGCUGUGUGGUGGAAAAACUCAAGGCCCUAUACUAAGGGAGUGUCUAGAGGGCUGGCUUAUGAGGCUAUUGCUUAGGAAUGUUCAUCUGUAGCCUAUACACUGUAAAACCAAAAUGUCAGGUCAACUAUGACUAACCAACCAACUUGCCAAAGUUUCUUGACUCAACUAGAUGUUGGGGGUCAAUUCAAUUUCAAUGCAGUCAAUUCAACUGUGCUGGACCUUCCUGCCCUGCAUUGUCCCACUAAGUACUGGAACUGAAUGAGCUAAUAGAUUCUACAUCCGACAUUGAAUGGAAAAACAACUUACUAUAUUUGCGUCUGGUUUUGUUGUGUUUUAUAGGUUCAUGUCUUAGUGCUCAGGUCAAAUGUAAAAGUCAUAGCAUGAUUUCAAUUGAUUCAUUUCAGUCAAUGAGUCAAAUGAACGAAUUAAAACAAUUUAAUGAAGUCCG